Mizuhopecten yessoensis (Yesso scallop) is the source of this 4607-nucleotide messenger RNA. RefSeq lists its product as uncharacterized. The transcript has 5 exons. NCBI's taxonomy places the organism in Eukaryota, Metazoa, Mollusca, Bivalvia, Pectinida, Pectinidae. The record is from RefSeq and is a predicted model, not a curated record. The coding region runs from base 91 to 759 and encodes 222 amino acids.
CUUCAUCACGUGACCGGCAACACCGAGACUCUAUUGAUAAACUACCGCUAUUGUAGUGCUUGUAGUUUAUGGACAUUAUAGACCAUCAGGAUGCAUAGAAGUUAUCAAUCCAUCCUUCCUACCCACAAUAAACUUCUUCAAAAGAAGUGGGACGAUACAUACUACAAUGAACAUCGAAGAAAGGUCAGAACAGCACAUUCAAUGGUUGACACAAAGGCCCCACCCACAUACAUGCAUCUUCAUUUGAAAUUGAAGAAGUUACAGCUAGAGGAGGAGAGACUGGCCACAAUUGAAAGAGACAACAGGAUCCUAUUAGAAAAGAUGUCGUAUGUAAUGAGGACUCGAGGACGGGUAGACAAUAGGAAUAAUUAUGAAUAUAAAAGUUUAAAUCGUGAGAAGCGCCAGCGAGAGUUGUUGCGUGUAACGAAAGAGAAUCAGAGCAUCCUCACCCGAAUCACAAGUCGGGAGCCAGAAUACAGUGUGCAGCGCUGGAACACACAAUGGGAUGAUAACCAGAAGUUCAUGGACAACAUCGCUCACUUCCCCAAGGACUGGUGGGUGACACAGCGAAAUGACAGAGCAGAAACAGGAAAAUCACGUGAAAAAUCAACGGUAUCAAAGAGGGCAGCCUCAUCUCAAUCACAAUCCAAGUCGGAGGAGGGGAAGACAAAGUCUCCGGAACCCAAAGUUCAAAAGAAGGAGGAAGUUAAGGAAGAGCAACAAGAAACAAAGAAAGAGGUGGAGCAGGAGGAAGAAUAGACCAAUCAAAUCACUCCAUAAUCCUGAUUAUCAUUUUACUUUCGGACCCAGCAGGGACGAAUUAAGACUCUGAUAACGGACCAAGAACAUACUUACAAAGCAAAAUAUAUGCGUACUCAGUAGAAAAGCAUUAUUUAUCAGUUAAACAGACUCUUUGAUUGGCUUAACUGAUGGGUCUAUGUAGAUUGAAAGAAAGGUUAUCCAGAAAACACAUAUCUGGAUAUUUAUAGGACAGACAUGCCCUGUUUUGCAGUUGUCAAUCCAUUUAACUGCCACCAAUUACACUUGUAGUCCUCAAUGAUACAACAGUGGUAUUCCUGAUCUUCAUCAACUCUCGAUGAAGCGACAUGGUCAGGACAGCUGUGUUAGGUACAGCGACUUUCCCAUGUGUGUGCGAGAUUUGUUCGGAAUGUUUGCGGCCAUACAUGCUAAUGUAUGCAGAAUGCUCGUUAACUUAAGCACAUUGAGUUUGCUGUUUUAAACUAUCACUGAUGUCAAGAGAAUAUUGGAACCAAAUAUAGGAAAGUUUGAAUGUUCUGAUAUUUGUUUUCACUCGCCUAAUAACUAGUGUCAUAUCACCAUUUUUACACCUUUUAAUCUUCUUUAAUAUUUUUAAUACCUGGUCUAAGUAAUUACUGUGAAUUUCUCUUCCUAUUUUUCAGAAACCUUUGCUCCUUUGAUGUACAGGUAGAUAAUCAUGUACUGUACAUGGAUAUUGUAUAAUUUCUAUACUUAAAACUGUGACAUUUAUUUUCACAGAUAUUCUAACAUGGACAUGAAGGUAUUUGUAGAUCUAAAUCGAGGUUCAUCUGGUUUAAUUACUGUAAAUCAAUAAAUUUUUGAGAGAUUUAUUUUCGCUUUCGUCUAUGAAAAAGGCCAAUCACAAAUUAAAAUAUCUCACAAAUAUUUACAGAGCAACAAUUAUAUUUCAUUACAAAACAAAAGCUUGUUUUACUGAAGCUUAGGGUUAGGGUCAGAUAACAGUGAAAUUUCAACUACCAAGUUUUGAAAAUACCUCCAGAAAUAUCAGUAUUUUUGUGCAUACCUAACGAAUCAAGUAAAUUUUAAUCCUAUAUGUAUAUUUGAUUUUCAGUAUUAUUAAAUAUGAAAACAUCACUGAUUUAAGUAUUACCGUGGAGUGUCGUUAAGUUGAUGAAAAUGGAUACAUUGGGGUCCUUAACAAUAUAUUAAUUCAAAUAAGGCCUAAAUAUUUCUGGUACCUGUAUUUAAUAUAUCUGAAUAAGGAUGAAUGGCAACAGAAUUAAAAUGAGAUGGUUUUACAAGUAAGUCAGUAAGUCAUUUUUUUUUUAAUUAUUUGAUUGUUAUAUUGUUAGAAAAUUAGACGUUUGUUUUUUGUUUGAUUGUAUUUCAUAAGUAUUAAUUUUUUAUUGUGAAUUUUAAGAUGAACUUUCAGCGUUGCGAGUAUUUUUUUAACAUACCAGGUACAUUAUGGACAAUUUGGAUUAUUAGUGCCAGGAUAUUUUUUAAGUACACUCUUACAGAUUUGGUCAAAUUUUUGUCAAGCAAUAAUGAUUUGUUUCUGGUCAUUUAGUGUCAUAAUGUUGAGUUAGUGUCAUGAACAUGAGACUGACCACAGGAAUGUGUAUAUGAUAAUUCCGAAAUUAAACUUCCAAAAUGAAGUCCAAGUGAAACUAAGUGAAUCGUUUUGGUGUUAGACCUCACAACUAUGGUCAGAAAUUCAAAUUCUAGUGAAUUACCAGACAAUGUGAUGUUCUUGUAUAUACAUGUUUUUUCUCAGCUAAAUAUGAAAUGAUAAAUACUGUUUUGUAUUAACAUUUUGGAAGAUACCAUCCCAUAAUGCUACCAAGUUUACCAAAUGAUGAUUUCUAAGGAUCCUGUUCAGAAUUCAGAGGAAAAAAAAAUCAAAAUGAAAAGAUUAAAGCUAAUGAAUUAUGAUUUGCAUAGUCUUGGAAAGGAAGCUGAAUUACGUCUUUAAUAUUUUUUUCUUUCAUAUCUAUAUACACAUAUAAUUGCUCACAGGAAAAGGGUAUCGCUUUGCAUAAUUAUUUAGUACUGCAGGUAACUAAUCGAAGGGAGAUAACUUACAUGUUAAACACUGUGAUAUUCUGUAGAAGUCUUGUGCUACUUCGGUAAGCAGUUUGUAAUGACUUUGGUUUUGUGUUCAACCAAAUUUCAUUUCUAUAUGGAAAAGAUGUUCAGUUUGUAUAUGAUUUUAUCUUUAAUUAAUGACUCAUUAAUUACAGUCAGUAAUACAUGAUGGACAUUAUAGAAUACAGAAUCAGAGUUACUACACGCUGAGGGUGAAGUAGUUGGUUUCUAGUUUUUAUAUAUUGUUUUUACUUCUUUUUUUAUUACACUUUUACUUAACAUUGAUUUCGUUUGUGAUGAUUAGAAAAAAAUCCAGGAGAAAUAUAUGAUUCAGUUCACUUUGGUAUGUUAAUUGAUUGAUUGAUUGAUAGGUUUUAAGGCCACUUCACUACAGAUUAUCUGGUUAUCCAGCAGACAAUCGGUAUGUUAAGAAAAAAACAGGUUUAUAGAGAAACAAAUACAAGAGGCCUUUGAAAUUAUUCAUUGUAGGCAAAAGUUGUUAUGUUUAAUGCUCACAAGAUAAGUCCAUGUCAGUUGAUACAAUUAUGACUUCGUUACAGCCUGAUUUUAUAUUAAGCUUGUUCGUAAGUCAUAAUAAACCUGUUUUACUGGAAGUAUUAUUACGAAAUCAUGACAAAAUAUCAUUAAGUGUCACAGAAUUUCCCAAUAUCUUGAUUAUUAAAUCCAUUCAUUUUCUUUCUCAUUUCUUUCAUAACAUACUUAAAACUAAUUUAGUGUAUAAGCUAGAUGUGUGUUAUUUGUUUGUAUUUUAUAUAAAAAAGACUUCUAAUUUGUGAAGAAGCAAUUUUUCAUCUGCUUCAAACAUAAAUUGAUGAAAUAUACAUUAGCAGUUAUGAUAUAUAUACAAUGUAUAUAUUAUAUUAUAUACCCUGUGACACUGUAGUUAAAUAAAUAAUCAUCCGAUAAUGUAUGCUAAUAAUAAAUAUAGUAAUUGCCCUGAUAAGCGCCCUAGGCUCUUGGCAAUUAAGAAAUUAACAGGAUUGCAGAUCCUCCCGCAAUUCUUAUAAAAUAGCCGUAAUGAACACUUAGUUCAAGUAAGUCCGUAAAUUAUGGUGAAAAGAUGGGACAUUCAGACCAAAGAUAGGGUGCUUAAAAGGAUGGGGCACAUAUUAAAAGUACAGUACUCCUUUUCAGUAAUUACAUGUACUUGCUUAACCAGGUUUUUAAUGAAAUAUGUAUAAAAGGAAUUUUCACAAUUCAAAUUAGUGACAAUUCUAGUUCAUAAGUACUGAAAAUUUAUUUUUUACAUCAUACUUUCAGUAACUAAUGUAUUUAGUAUUAAGAGUAACCAAGGCCCAAUUCAACGGUUUUUAUAUAAAAUACAAAAUUAAAAAAAUAGAUUUUCAUUAUUUCAUCGAUCUGGACUAGGAGCCUACAAGUUUCCAGAAAGAAUAACUAUAUAUACUUGUAAUUUUGUAUUCACAAUAUCAAUAUAAUAUGCUCAAGCACUUUUCAGUAUUCUGUGUGUUAACUAUACCAGUAGUAUUAAAUCUCCGUGUAUAAGUUCUGUGAUAUAAAAAAUUGUCUUUCCUCAACAUUAUAUGUACAAACUUCCUGAAGUCCCUACAGUAUGUAAUCUGUGCUUUUGUUUAUAUAUAUAUCAAUGACAUUUAGAGCUGUGUAUCUGAAAAGAAAUGAACUGAUACAAAAACAUGUUUGUUGUAUGGUAUUAUUGAGCAUAUAUAGUAUUUAUAUAUGCCUCCCAUUUACUUAGUGUAAAACUUUUAAAGCAAUAAAAUUCCAAAAUACAAAAAUUA